Erigeron canadensis is the source of this 1593-nucleotide messenger RNA. Its product is annotated as lateral signaling target protein 2 homolog. The record is from RefSeq and is a predicted model, not a curated record. NCBI's taxonomy places the organism in Eukaryota, Viridiplantae, Streptophyta, Magnoliopsida, Asterales, Asteraceae. Bases 66 to 1214 code for a protein of 382 amino acids. The transcript has 3 exons.
CCAAAACCUAGGGCUCAUUUCUCCCUCUUUUCUCUUUCAAACCAAAAAAAAAAAAGACAAACACUAUGCCAACCUUCACAACAAUAGCCCUAGAGAAUCUUCUCCAACACCGGAAUCCAACCAAAAAUCCGUCGACUUUAAAAACCCCUUCUCCAAUUCCACCACUCGAAAAAUCAUCAGAAUCCGAUUCCAAAAAAGAUGAACAAAAAAAGGAAAAAAAUAAACUAAAUCAUAUAUACAUAUCACCUGCGUUAUACACAACUCCAGAACCAACUCCAAUUCUUCUCGAAACUUCUUUUCCCGCUUCUUCUGUUUCUCCUUCUCCUUACGUCUUUAACCGAAAAGGCCGUGGGGCCCGCAGUGGAACGGAAUCGGUUUCUUCUGUUAAUAAAAGAAUUGAUGGGUUUGAAGUCAGUCAAGAAAGUGGGGUGAUUGUUGAUGAUGAUGAUGAUGACGUGGGUCAAGAUGAUGAUGAUGAUGACGUGGAGGAAGAGUUUGAGGACCCGAGAUGUGAUUCGGUGAGCGUUGCGAGUUCGAAUGAUUGUGGAAAUAUGAGUUUCGUUUCUUCUAAUCAUGCUGGGGAAUUUUAUGAUGCUACUGAAGAGUUCUCCUCAGAUGGAUCUAUGUUGAGCUUACCUUCUUGGAGCCGAAACUUAGAAUCAGAGUUACAUACAACAAGGCUUAGUCUUCUGGAGGAGGUUGACAAACGCAAGACUGCCGAAGACGAUCUUGCUGCAAUGUCUACUCACUGGCAGACGUUCAGCAGGCUUCUACUACCUGAGACUGGUCUUGCUUUUCUUGCACCUUCAAAUGAUGGCAGUCGUAUGCAGGUUGACUUUAAUGCAGUGAAGCAGUUCUCGGAGGAAGUUAUUGUGGCUAGAUAUAUAGAUGAAGCCAUGGGGAAGGCUGAAGCAAAAGCAGAAGCUGAGCUGGCUGCUGAUGUCAUCAUAGGAUCCAAAGAUAAAGAGAUCUCCCGGCUAAAAGACAGACUGCAGUAUUAUGAAGCCAUGAUCCAUGAAAUGUCCCAAAAGAAUCUUGAAACUAUGGAGGUGGCACGAAGGCAGAGAGAAAGGAAAAGAGGUCAAAGGAAGUGGUUAUGGAGUUGUAUAGGCAUGUCGAUCGUGAUUGGAGCAUCUGUCAUUGCUUACUCGUAUGUUCCACAGCCUACGAACACUGUUGAUGAUACGCAGCCAGAAGCUGGUCUUGACUCUUGAUUAGUUCUUUAGGAUUAUAGGAUGGGUGAGAUGUUACUUGUGUCUUGUGAGACUUGUUUAUGUCUCAAAUAAGUCAGCAUUGAGAGGUUACAUGACCAUCAGGUCCGCUAUUGGAAGUAACCCAUAAAAAAGUGAUCUUCACAAUUUUGCUACUGGUUAGUAGUUGGAUUCGGCUUAGUCUGGUUCUUGAAGAGUUUACUGAUGAUACAUUUAGUUUGUAGAUGAGAUGGAUUUAAUGAAAUCCUUGACAUGCUUUUCUUUCAUUUGUUGCAUUGCGUAUGACAGUGUGAGAUGUCCAUUGUCUUGAUCUCUUUUGUAUGACUUGUACAAAUAUUAUCUGGUUAACCUGGUUAUAUGUUGAAAAAAAACUUCCAGAUCC